Molecule: messenger RNA, 1512 nt
Organism: Aspergillus luchuensis
Lineage: Eukaryota; Fungi; Ascomycota; Eurotiomycetes; Eurotiales; Aspergillaceae
Exons: 2
Coding region: 1-1512 (503 amino acids)
Biological process (GO): transcription elongation by RNA polymerase II
Cellular component (GO): Cdc73/Paf1 complex
Molecular function (GO): chromatin binding; RNA polymerase II complex binding
Source: RefSeq, a predicted model, not a curated record
AUGUCGAAAUCCAAGGACAGCAGCUCCUCCGGGGGCUUUCACCAGGAGUACAUUGCUUCUCUCCGCUACCGAAAUGACCUGCCGCCUCCGGAUAUGCCCCCGAAGUUCCUCGAUAUCCCACAUGAGGGCUUGGACCGUUUUUUGACCCCGGGAUUUGCCUCCAAUUUGGCUCGUCGCGAGGAACCUAACAUUGAUGUUGACGCGGAAGGUGGUAUGCCAAUCGACUUGGUCGGUAUUCCCGGGCUUCACUUGGGCGAUGAGAGCGCGAUUAUGGCCCCUGAGAACCCGGAACCCAUUGACCAGGCUGAUUUGGCGCUUCUGAUGACGCCGGAGCAGCUGAAGAACCCGGCACCGAAGAAUACCAACGUCAGUUUCCUUCGCCGUACGCAGUAUAUUUCCGCCGGUCUUCGGGCGCCUGAUGGCCCCAAGGUCGCUCCCAUCCGGACGAAGCGCGGGAUGGACAAGACCAAGUCGCAGGAUGACCCGACCUACAUCAAGAAAUACCUCCAGAAAGGUUUCGAUAUUGCGUAUCCUCACAGCAAGCACGUCGGUGAAGAUACAGCUAGCAAGAUUAAAGGCCACACUCCUACGAAGCUUGAACACGAUGCAUGGGCCCACCCAGUGCAUCCUGAUAACCCUAAGCUGAAGCCUGUCGGAUUCUAUCCGCUCCUCCCCGAUCUGGAAGGAUUCCCGGACCCGGGUGGUUUUGUCCAAUUCAAGUUUGACAAGGCGCCUGUUCAGGAUGUUUCAGGCAAGAGAGACAAGCGCAUGGAUGUGGCUAUACUGCUUCCAUCGGCACCAGAGGAACGCGUUUGCCAAGAGCACAACACGAAGGCGGCCUUGUAUAAGACGAACCCCAACCUGUACCCUGACCCAGGUCCUAUCCCAUGGGAUUACGAUCUCUAUCUGCCUGAGAAGAAGGAUGCGGCCAAGAAUGUUUCGGCAAGUCUGCGCAUCACCAACCCGGACCGCGAUAAUGAAGCGCUGUACACUCACGACGGAGCCGACAAUACUAAGUUCCACCGCUUCGACCGUGUCCGCACCUACGCUACGAGCGCUCAGACUUUGGGCAACGACCAGAAGCAGAAGGACAUUGCAUUGACGCUCUUUGACCCGGAGGAAGUGAAGGAUGGAAAGCGCGACGGUCUCGACUCAAGGCAAAGGGCCGCGUACUACUACCCCAUUCUCGGAAAGACCCGUCUCAAGCCUGAGAGAGCCCGCACCAUCGCUCAGGCUGGUCUGGCACCUACCCGUCCGAAGACCAAGGAGGAUCAGGUCGAUCAGAUCCAAGUGGUGGUGCGCGAUCCCGACGAGGCAGAAGUCUACAAGCGCUCUCUGCACAGGGCCGCCAUUGACCCGAAGUUUGCCGAGUCGAUGCCUCCACCCCCCGAGAAUCCGGAGAACGAUGCUGAACCUGCCAAGCAAGAGGAAGACGAGGGUGAGCACGACGCCGACCGUCAGGCCUCGCCUGAAGACGCGCACGACGAUGCUGGCAAUGAUAGCGACGAGUAA